Molecule: messenger RNA, 6445 nt
Organism: Carassius carassius (crucian carp)
Lineage: Eukaryota; Metazoa; Chordata; Actinopteri; Cypriniformes; Cyprinidae
Product: phospholipid-transporting ATPase IG-like
Exons: 31
Coding region: 463-3870 (1135 amino acids)
Biological process (GO): phospholipid translocation
Cellular component (GO): plasma membrane; endoplasmic reticulum; trans-Golgi network
Molecular function (GO): ATP hydrolysis activity; magnesium ion binding; ATP binding
Source: RefSeq, a predicted model, not a curated record
UCUGAACGAGGAGGGGGCGGCGGCACACGAGUGGAAAUCCGCACCUUCAAGAGAUCGCCAUCAUUCCCCCCCCACCUUGUGAAUCUCCGGUCGCGUGCUGUUCGUUAACCACGGGGAGGCGAAUGCGGUGAAUUAUUGGAGGCUCAGCAACAGGGCACACAGAGUACAGGAUGCCGCUGAGUGAAGCAACCCCGCGCGCGGGGAGCUCCCGCGAUUAGCGCGGUGCAAAGUAUCCAAAAAGGAGAAUGCGAAUGGUUAGAGAGAACAGGAUUCAAUUAAUAUGGAAACGAUGUAGCUUCACCGCCGCAUUGCAUAUAGCUCGGGGAAGCAGGUUAGAAAGUAGAUAGCUAAAUAGGGCGCAUUUUGCCGUCAUACAUGCAAACUUACUCAUCAUCAAGCGCAACAAAAGGAACAGCUGCUCGAUAGUGUCUUCAGCUACCAAAGAAGGCUGAAGAAUUCAAGAUGUUACGGAGGAGGCUCAACCGAUUGUGUGGAGGAGAUGAGAAGCGAGUGGACAGCAGGACAAUCUAUGUAGGAAAUCGGCCAUGUCCAGACACUGAGGCCUUCAUCCCCUCUAAAUUCUGUGACAACAGGAUUGUGUCCUCCAAGUACACAGUGUGGAACUUCCUGCCAAAGAACCUAUUCGAGCAGUUUAGAAGAAUUGCAAAUUUUUACUUCCUCAUUAUAUUUUUGGUGCAGGUGAUUGUUGAUACCCCGACCAGCCCCGUGACCAGUGGUUUACCUCUGUUUUUUGUCAUCACAGUGACAGCCAUCAAACAGGGUUAUGAGGACUGGCUGCGGCAUAAAGCAGACAAAGAGGUGAAUAAGUACCUGGUGACAGUGUUAGAGGACGGCCGGUCGGUGAAGAAGGAAAGUGAGAAGAUCAAGGUGGGUGAUGUGGUUGAAGUGGUGGAGGACGAGACCUUUCCCUGUGACCUAAUUCUGUUGGAGUCCAGUCGGGAAGAUGGCACUUGUUUUGUCACCACAGCCAGCUUGGAUGGAGAAUCCAACCACAAAACACACUACACGGUGUCAGACAAUGAGAAGGACCUACAGGCUCUUACUGCCACCAUCGAGUGUGAACAACCCCAGCCUGACCUCUACAAGUUUGUGGGUCGAAUGCACAUUUACCAGCUGGAGCAGGAGCUAGUAGUAAGAUCUUUGGGCCCAGAAAACCUUCUCCUAAAAGGUGCUACGUUGAAAAACACCAAGAAGAUUUACGGUGUCUCAGUAUACACGGGCAUGGAGACGAAGAUGGCACUCAACUACCAGGGCAAAUCUCAGAAACGAUCAGCUGUGGAAAAAUCCAUCAAUGCUUUUCUUUUGGUGUAUCUAUGUAUCCUCAUCAGUAAAGCUAUUGUGUGUACUACACUAAAGUAUGUAUGGCAGAGCAAAGAAGGUCAGGAUGAGCCCUGGUACAACCAGAAGACUCAGAAGGAGAAAGACACUAAUAUGUAUUUGAAGAUGUUUACAGACUUCCUCUCCUUCAUGGUCCUCUUCAACUUUAUAAUCCCCGUGUCCAUGUAUGUAACUGUGGAGAUGCAGAAAUUCCUGGGUUCGUUCUUUAUCACUUGGGAUAAAGACUUCUUUGACCCGGAGAUCCAAGAAGGCGCUCUUGUCAACACUUCAGACCUCAAUGAGGAACUUGGCCAGGUGGAAUAUGUAUUUACAGACAAGACCGGCACGCUGACCCAGAACAACAUGGAGUUCAUUGAAUGCUGUAUAGAUGGCUUCCAGUACAGAUACAGAGACACCCAGAGCGAGGUGGACGGGCCUGUGAAUAACCAGCAGCAGAUGGCUGGACAGGAGAAAGAGGAGUUGUUCCUGCGGGCCUUGUGUCUGUGUCACACGGUCCAGGUGAAGGAAGCUGGAUCAGAAGUAUUUGUGGACCAAGUUGAUGGGAUCGAUGGGUUGCUGCCCCAGCCAGAGCAGGAAACAGGCUUCAUCGCAUCCUCUCCUGAUGAGAUCGCUCUGGUGCAAGGAGCCAUGAAAUACGGCUUCACCUUCCUUGGUCUAGAGAACAAGUGUAUGAAGAUAAAGAACAGGCAAAAUGAUAUAGAGGAGUACAAGUUGCUCCAUGUCCUAAACUUUGACCCUGUUAGGCGGAGAAUGAGCGUCAUCGUGCAGAACAAUUCAGGGGAGACGUUGCUUUUCUGUAAGGGAGCUGAUUCUUCCAUCUUCCCAAGAGUCAGACCAGAGGAGGUGGACAGGAUUCGCAUGCAUGUUGAGCGAAAUGCAACGGAUGGUUACCGUACACUGUGUGUGGCCUAUAAGAAGCUGAGUGCUGAGGAAUAUGCUAUGGCAGACACUGGGCUAAGGGAGGCUAGAUUGGCUCUACAGGAUAGAGAGGAGAGACUCAUUUCUGUAUAUAACCAGGUGGAGACGGGGAUGAGUUUGAUUGGAGCGACUGCUGUGGAGGACCGACUUCAGGAGGAGGCAGCAGAGACCAUGGAGGCCUUACAGGGCGCUGGGAUGAAGGUUUGGGUGCUGACGGGGGACAAAAUGGAGACGGCAAAGUCCACCUGCUAUGCAUGUCGUCUGUUCCAGCGGGGUACAGAGCUACUGGAACUGACUGUGCGGACACUGAAGGAUGAGCAUAAAAAGCGUGAUGUGAAACUUAAAGAGUUGCUACAGGAGUACCAUAAAAAAGCAGUACUGGACAUCCCGCCUGUCAAAGCUGGGGUCACCAGGAGCUGGUCUACUGCAAAUCAGGAUUACGGCUUCAUCGUAGAUGGGGCGACGUUGUCGUUAGUGAUGAACCCACCACAUGAUGACGAUGCCAUUCUGAACAAGAGCCUCUUUCUGCAGAUCUGCCAGAACUGCACUGCUGUGCUCUGCUGCCGCAUGGCCCCCCUGCAGAAAGCUCAGAUAGUGAAGAUGGUGAAGAACUCCAAAGGUUCCCCGAUCACUCUCUCCAUUGGCGACGGGGCCAAUGAUGUCAGCAUGAUCCUUGAGGCACACGUGGGCAUUGGUAUUAAAGGUAAGGAGGGCCGUCAAGCUGUGAGGAACAGUGACUACGCCAUUCCUAAACUCAAACAUUUAAAGAAGCUUUUGCUAGCUCAUGGGCAUCUCUACUAUGUGCGCAUUGCGCAUCUCGUCCAGUACUUCUUUUAUAAGAAUCUUUGCUUCAUCUUACCUCAGUUCCUGUACCAGUUUUUCUGUGGAUACUCUCAGCAGCCCCUGUAUGACGCAGCCUAUCUGACGAUGUACAACAUCUGCUUCACCUCAAUGCCCAUUCUGGCCUACAGCCUGCUGGAACAGCACAUAUCCAUCGAGAUCCUGCUGCACAACGCCGCUCUCUACAGAGAAAUAGCCAAUAAUGCCAUAUUACGCUGGCGCCCCUUCCUCUACUGGACACUAUUAGGAAUUUUUCAGGGUCUCAUGUUCUUCUUUGGAGUCCGUUUCCUGUUCAGCAAUCCAGCCCUGCAAGAUAAUGGGCAGGUCUUUGGAAACUGGUCUUAUGGAACAAUUGUCUUUACUGUCCUUGUUUUCACUGUUACAUUGAAGCUGGCUCUGGACACACGCCACUGGACGUGGAUCAACCAUUUCGUGAUCUGGGGCUCUUUGGCUUUCUAUGUUUUCUUCAGUUUCUUCUGGGGAGGCAUCAUAUGGCCGUUUUUGAAGCAGCAGCGUUUGUACUUUGUGUUUGCCAACAUGCUGAGUUCAGUGUCUGCCUGGCUGGUUAUCAUCAUCCUCAUCCUCCUCAGUCUGCUGCCAGAGAUCCUUUUGGUGGUACUUCGCCAGCCCAGAGGCCACCAUUCACAGAAAAAGCAGAGUCAGUCAAAUGUUGGGGGCAACCAGUCCUCUCAGUCUUCAACCAGACCCCUGCUUAUGAGAACCUUUUCAGACGAGUCCAGUCCUGUUGUGUGAACAGCUGUCAGAGGAUUCCUCAAAUGCACAUACAGAUGGCUCCUGUCACUCCUCUCUCCUACAAGCAUCUGAACGAGCACCACUGUGAUGGGCACAGACAGCCUUUGGUUAAAACUACUGAUGGGCCCCUCACAUCUGCCGGGGGCGCUGCACUUCCUCUUGCCUGUUUAAAUGAAUCAUGACACUUGAACCAACUUAAACUGCUUUCCUGUUACAUCUUAUCUUAAAGCCUUCCAUCCCAGCACGAUUCCACAAAAACGUUUUUGCCCUGCCCUGGUGCCAAACUCUCAUAUUCAAACCUACCGGGAUGAAUGCAUCAAUGGCAAAAUCGUCAAGUUACGCUCGACUGCUACAGAAUGAACCAACAUCCCUGCUCCUCCUGGUUCCUCCUAAUUGGUUGUCUUUCCUGAUCACCCCCAAAAAAGUCCCAUAAAGGCCACUCUCCAUACUCUCUGAUUUUCUUAACUUUGUAGGCAGACAGGCCCCUUUUGUGUUCGGUUACCAGCUGUGAUCACAAUCCCAAAUCGUAGAUUAGAGUUUUGUGAUAAUGUAGCCGUUCAAGAUUCCUAAAUGUGAGCUCUCUCUAAGAUGCUGCACUGCGGGCCCUGACCCUAUGGGUAUAAAAGCUGCAUUUCAACAAUCUGCUGUUUGUUCGACCACAUAGAGUUCUGUAAUAUCCCACGGAGCCCAAUAACUCCGUAUGUGUACGCGUGUGUGAGAAAUAGAAAAUCAAUUACAGAUUUUCUUCAGAUAUUUCUUAUAAUGUCUUUGAAUUUUACUCUUUGUUGAAACGGGGAUCAGUUUACAGUUGGGUUACAAAUUGUGCUAGUGAAAAGUGUGGAAAGUGUUGUUUGAUGCCAAAAAAAGACAGAGAGAGAGCGGUUCCAUUUAACCGGGCAACCGGCUCUCUUCAGUUUUUCCUUGAAGAUAGAUUAUCUAUGGUUACGGCACACAUUAGGAUUGCUUCUCGAUGCAGAGUUAAUUGCAAAUUUCAGAGGAAGUCCGAGUUCAGCAGCAUCUAUUCACUGUUGAGCCAUUAAUGCCAUUUAUAUUGAAUGUGUCAGCUAUAUAUAUUAGGCCAGUGCUCAAAAACACGCUUUCACAUCCACAUGCAUACAUUUAACUUUUGAGGUUACUGAAAGAAUCACUUAUAAACAGUGGAGCUUAGAUUGAUGAAAUAGGAGCUUUGGGUUAGAUGCAUAUUGAAUUCGGAUGUGCCCUCUAGUGGUUUGGAGGGCAUGUCAUUUUUUACUUCUAAAUACAUUCCAUUUCUACGUGCCAUGAUUUCAGUCACUUUUUAGAUUAUAAUUGAAUUAUUUUGUUCUUGAUUAUGUGAUUCUAUUUAUUAUUCUCACAAAUGUUGUAUUUGUGUGGUAUUUCUUUCUCUUAACUUGUUAAUCAUUAUCAGCUUGUGCCAACUGUUUUUUUUAUUAUUAUUUAUUAUUAUUAUUAUUUUUUGCCUGUGAAAUCUGCUGUUGAACAGAUUGAGUUUCUAUACACAGACCCUGUAAACCAGCAGCUCUGGGGUAUUUCUGUGGUCAGAGCUCAGUCCUGUUGAUCCUCCCUUAAUAUAUGAUGUGAAUGCAGCUGAAAUCUUUGUGUCCCUUUAAUAUGAAUGACCCAUUCCAUUCUUCUCUCUGCUUGUAACCCAAAAUGGGUAUUAAAAAAUCCACUGCCUGGCAUGUUCUGUAAUCGGGCACAUUUCUUGAUUAUGUUUAUCCUAAAACAAUGCCGUAUGUAAGAUGCUACAUUGCUACUUUAACUAUUUUCAAGUGUGUGUGUGUGUGUGUGUGGAUUAUGCAAGGGUAAGUGGUGUGUGUUAGACCUAUGACUGUGUCAUGAUGCUAAGCAUCUUAAGAUCAGCUCAGUCUCGGGCUGGGCUUAAUCCAGCUGUAUCACAGCCCUGCGUAACCGCCAGGCCUUUUCAUUUCUUAUUACAUCUUGAGCUUUCCAGAGAGAAUUUAUCAGAGCUCUAUUUACAUUUGCUUUCAACUAGACCGGUGAGGCCAGUCGGUAUGAUGUUUCAUUGUGAACAUUAGCCCAAUGUUUUUUUUUUUCUUGAUGCAUGUGUGACUACUAAUGCCACCACCACUGGACUGAACCCUGGUGAGCACAUACACACUCAUACCAAGAUGAAGACACAUCCAUGUGUUUGUUCAGCUCAGUUUGGGAGGGGAAAACAGAACUUGCCUGCAAUGUUGGAAAUUUCCAAACAGACCUUUAAAUUACUUCAGAGAUGCUAUUUUCAAAGCUUAUAAUAAUUAUUGGAUUCUCAUGUUGCCUGAAUAUAUAUAUAAAUAUGAAUAUUUGAUUGUAUUUUUAAUGAAACUUUUUGAGCCAUUUUUGUAAGAAAAAGAAAACGUCCAAAAAAAAAUAAGGCUGAGAAAGGCGGCCUGAUUGUGGAAAGUGAGGCAGGGCUGUGGCGUGUUGCUAUAAAUUGAAUCAGGCACUAGCACGAUCAGCCCUACUUCCUCCAUCAUGUCCCUCAGGCUCCAGCUGAUCUGAAUGUACCUCUCAAGACCAGUCUGUUUAAAAAAAAAAAAAAAAAACUUUAAUAAAAGCUGUUUUGAAAGAA